Caenorhabditis elegans is the source of this 4657-nucleotide messenger RNA. It is a transcript of the gene rgr-1, whose product is annotated as Mediator of RNA polymerase II transcription subunit 14. The transcript is spliced from 15 exons. The coding region runs from base 327 to 4475 and encodes 1382 amino acids. Lineage: Eukaryota; Metazoa; Nematoda; Chromadorea; Rhabditida; Rhabditidae. Gene Ontology annotation, biological process: regulation of transcription by RNA polymerase II. The record is from RefSeq and is marked reviewed. Gene Ontology annotation, molecular function: transcription coregulator activity. Gene Ontology annotation, cellular component: mediator complex; nucleus.
AGAAACUGUCUUCCCAACUCCGAGCCGCACUGGCGGAUAAUUCGCCGGCUGCUCCAAUAUCACCGGCUCCAUCUGGCUCGGCCUUGUCACUCGAUGAGUCGUCUGGAAUUUCAGACCGCGAUGUACAUUCUUCUCAGGAACAAACGGCACAUCUCUCCGAAGUCGAUGUAAAAUCGAUUCAUUCAUCGGAUAGCGAAGAUGAACCAGCGCAAAAUCCCUUACCAGAAGUUCCUGCAAAUUGUGGCCCUCCGACGAUACCUCUAAAUGUUCUAUUAGACUUUGCAAUUCAACAUGUUUACCACGAGAUCACAGUUCUUGCGGAAUUGAUGCAGCGGAAGACAAAUGAUCAAGGAGAGCAGGAGCGGAAAAUGUCUCUUGUACAUUUUGCACACGCUACUCGCAGUCAAUUUUUGAAACUUGUAGCAUUAGUAAAAUGGAUACGGAUUUCGAAGCGAAUGGAUGUUUGUUAUUCUAUCGACUACCUUCUCGAUCUCCAAUCACAAUAUUUCAUCGACACGGCCGAUCGAUUAGUCGCAAUGACUAGGGGAGAUCUCGAAUUAGCUCGUCUUCCAGAAUACCAUAUUGCGCCAGCUAUUGAUGUUCUUGUAUUAGGAACGUAUAAUCGAAUGCCAUCGAAAAUCAAAGAAGCUUUCAUUCCUCCAGCAAAGAUCACACCGAGAGAACAGAAACUCGUCACUUCCCGAUUAAAUCAGCUCAUUGAAAGUCGGCUUUCUCGACUUUCAAGCGGAAUCCCACCAAAUAUAAAAGAAAUUCACAUCAACAAUGGACUUGCAACUUUACUGGUUCCUGGAGAGUUUGAAAUCAAGAUUACAUUGCUCGGUGAAACAGAAAUGACAAAGUGGACUCUAUUGAAUAUCAAAAUUCUCGUGGAAGACUACGAACUUGGAAUGGGACUUCCUCUUGUACAUCCAUUACAGCUUAAUCAGCUUCAUGGAGUACUGCAAUCUCGGAUGAAUGUUUCCUUAAAUCCUAUUAAAGAAGCUUUCUCCUUUUUGCACAGUUUCUGUGUUUCACUACAAUUGGAUGUUUUGUUUUGUCAAACUUCAAGAUUGGCAGCUGGAAGGUUACGUGAUAACAUUACAAUCGAAAAGUAUGACCCAAAAGAACGAGUUUUGGUAGUUGGAUACUGGGUUAAAAGAUCGAAGAGUCGAAGAUUAACUGUAGGACAAGUCAAAUGUGAUGCACAAUACAGAGUUCAGAUCUAUGAAGAUCCAAAUGACAAGCUAGGUGGACUUAAAGUUCGUCAUUUCCCUCAUGCUCCUCAGCUCGGACGACUUGAUUCUGGAGCUGGAAUGUUGUCAAUUGAUCGACUAUUAUCAGAAACAUAUGUGGUCAGAUGUAAGGAACGAUUGAUGCGGUUGAGAAGAAUCCUUGAAGCUGCUGAACCAAGAUUAGAAGUGAAGAUGACUGGAAUCUCUGCACCGUCACUUUCUCUUGCUCUCCUACCGGAUACCUCUUCAAAGGAUGAAAUGAUGACGGUAUCUGUGAAUUCAUUCUGUGGAAAAGUGCUCUGCAACGUUCACAUUCUCAGUGCUGAACACGAAGAUGUCCUGGCUUUUGGAAAAGCUCUCUACAGUAGUCAAUGUUCAGCGCACACAAUUCAAAUGUAUCUUAGAAAACUUCGUGUCGCCCUCGUGAUAGAACGAUAUCGACGAUCAGUGAAAGCUCUUCCAGUUCGUGAAGUUCAAGAAGCUGAGCUUCUUCCAUUUGCAAAGGAAUGUCUUGGUGAUGCUCCUGCCCAACGAAUUAUUCUUCAGUUCCUUCGAUCUGAAGACUAUUAUCUGCUUGUCACAUUCUCUCCCGAUGAAAAAGCAGUUGUUAAGACUCACAUUCAACUUUUGGAAGUUGUUGGAGACCGAGCUCAGUUCAUUCAGUUGGAGGAUGAUGAGAUGAAUGGAAUGCAUGUAAAAGAAGCGAUUAAUCAAGGAACGAUGCGUUUCUCGCCAUCUCAUAAAACAUCACUUCAAGAAGAGUGUUCGAGAGAGCAGAGACUUGCAUUUGCAGUGGCUACUGUAGAAGAUCGGAUCACGUACAUGUAUCUGGCGGCUGAAUUAAUGAAAAAGGGAAUUGGAGUUGAUGUGAGAAAAGAUUCAGCACACGUUCCAGGAGGGCUUGCUCUACAUAUCACGGAUGUGAAAAAUGUUGUUCCAUUCGAGGCAAGCGAAUUCUUUGAAUGUUGUAUCAGAUGCUGCCUUCGUCUCGAUAAUCGAAAUCGCUACACAUUCCAAUUCGAAAUGUGCUUUGAAAAUAUUCCAUUGGUUCGAGACGUACCGCAUGGUCUCCCACAUCGUCGGGAUGGUGAACCGGAUGCCACGUGGCUGCAGGAGCUCAAUCAUAUCAAUCAAUCUUCGCCAGAAAAGCUAGUUGAAUUAAUCAUCCAUAGAUUGAUGCGAUAUCUGUACAUGUACAAAGUUGUCCAUCAAUUCUCGUUGGCAUAUGAAAAACAUUUCAAAAAUUAUUGUAAUAUUGAAGCGUAUACAUUCCAUAAAUUGGUGGUUUCUUAUGGUGACAAUAGAGAUAUGCUGAUGAUCCUUGCAUUUAAUGUAAAGUCCCAAGCUCCUGGAUCCUCUGAAGAUUUCUUCUUCUUAAAUUUUGGUCAAUCAAUGCCGCAUCGUCAAUUCAAUUCGACAGAAAUCGAUUGGCAUCAGAAGCCACGUUGGAAUCCACAUUCAAUGAUGUCACAAUUGAUGAGAGAUGAUCUGAAAGAAACGAAUGAUCUUGUAUUCACUAUGCACUUUUUAUGCGAAACAAUUCGUCCACUCGUCGCUAUCGGAAAUUUCAGUCGAAUUCGUUUUCAAUCUCAGAAAUCACUUUCACAGCUUAUUGGACCAGAUGUACAUUUCCCAUUCCGAUUGAAAUAUCAUUUAUAUGCUCUCGAUCAGACGACUUUGCGGUUAAUGCAAGGAAAUGUAAUUCUUGAAAUUAAAUUGCUCGAAGGCUGUAAAAUUGCGGUGCGGGACGUUUCAAGAUACCGUCCAAGAUGUGCAGGCCUUUUCCAGUUGUUCUCGAAUAUUGAUAGUGAAACAACGGCAAUCAUGAAUGACGAAAUCGCAAUUCCACAAUCUGAUAAUCCACAAACUGCUGGACCAACAAUGUGGACUCCAGAGCAAUUUAUGGAUUCUUUAGAUGAACGACCCGAAGAAAUUGAUCCACGAAUGGCUAUUACAUCGCAACCGAUUCUUAUGUCACAUGAUACAAUCAUCAAAGCGUGUGAUUUCAAGGAUACUGAAGGAAGAAUAACGUGCCCACUGGAUGAAUAUCUAUGCUCAAUAUCAUACCUUCAAAGAGCUCUACUCACAUUGGAACGAAUGUCACCGAGAGCGACUUUGAAUAAAAACUCAUCAAGCAAUCUUUCGUGCGGAUUUGUAACGAUUAUUGAUGCGAAACCGGACUUUAUCAGAUUCCGUGCCUCACAAAUGAAUGGAGAUGGUGUUAAUGCGACGAGUAUGGUUCACUACAAAAUAUAUCUUUGUCCAGUGGCAAUGACGUUGAAGAUUCGAAUUGAAUUUGAAGAAGGAACGAACAGCGCAGCAACUGCGGAUAACCUCAAAACAUUGACUACAUACUUUGAGAAGGUUGUAUUCCCUUGCGGCGACGAAUAUGCACUUCAAUCGUACAUCUGUUUGACCCGUUUGACAUCAUUCGAAGCCACUCAAAGCAUCGCAAAUCUAAUGAAUGUUCAAAUGGAGCAUCCACCCACGUCGAAAUGCUGUGUUCAACUAUCUCUCACUUAUAACAACACAUCGACCAAGAAGCUGGCGCCGGCGACGAAAGUGGAUCAACCAUUGCAGAAUAUUAUUUUCAAUGUUAUCGUCAGUCAAAGUCGUACUUCAGAAUCAUUUAGUGUUCUUCGAUUUAUCUAUAGAAUUAAAGAAAACUUUGUGGUUGUUCCAUCAGCUAAUGAAAAGAACAAACAAAUGGCAGAUGAAGUAAACGCUGAAACAAAGACUUCUGGGGGAAAUCCAAUUUGGAAUCUGGUGCGUCUCGUUAUGGAUCGAUUCAACUCGGGCGACUGGAAUCCUGGAAACCGAGAUGAACCUAUCAUUUCGAGUGUUGCUCCGCCGACAUACGUUAACCCUGGAUCAGUAGCUGGACCGAGCUCGGUGGCCGCGCCCGGAUCAGUUUCAAUACAACAACCUGGAUCAGUUCUGCAACCAGGUUCAAUGAUGGGUCCUCAAUCUGUAAAUGCUCUUCAAUAUGGGAUGCAUCGGCAACCAAUGGGUGGUCCACAAUCAAUGCAAAUGAAUCCAUCAAGCGUCGGACAACCUGGCAGUGUAGGAGGUCCUGGAAGCCAUCAACAGCACAUGAUGAAUCCGGGAAGCGUCGGACCUGGAAGCGUUGGUGGACCAGGAAGUGUGAAUCCUGGAAGUGUAGGAUAUCCACAAUGGAAUCCACCAUCAGUUGGCCAAUCAUAUCAUCAUCCUCUCCACCAUCAGCAAUAUCCACCUCAAUAAUUGACACUGAAAUUCUGUAAAUUACACACAACACUCGGGUUAUUCUGACUCUUUUUUUUUACCGGAGAUGAAUAUCGAAUAUCUCCAUUUUCUUUCCUCGUAUUACUUAAAGUUAACUUAUUUUCUCAUUUCAUACUUUUUAUUUAUUUUUGUAAUAAAACUCAGUUUAAAUCAAAACAUAA